Cladophialophora yegresii CBS 114405 is the source of this 216-nucleotide messenger RNA. RefSeq lists its product as uncharacterized. The coding region runs from base 1 to 216 and encodes 71 amino acids. The record is from RefSeq and is a predicted model, not a curated record. Lineage: Eukaryota; Fungi; Ascomycota; Eurotiomycetes; Chaetothyriales; Herpotrichiellaceae. The transcript has 3 exons.
AUGGAGUCCGUCAAGAACGCUGCCAACUACGUCGGUGACAAGACCAGCGAGCUCACCAGUGGAGCGCAGAAAGAAAGUAAUAAAGAAGUCGCGAAGGACUCAGACGCAUCUCUCGGUACCCGUGCGUCUGCCGCCAAAGACGCUGCCAGCAACAAGAUCGACGAGACCUCCAACUCUGCUUCAGCUGAAUCGAACAAGCAGAAGGCUACCCAUUGA